Messenger RNA from Lactuca saligna, 1416 nucleotides. The record is from the annotation of a GenBank genome assembly. Lineage: Eukaryota; Viridiplantae; Streptophyta; Magnoliopsida; Asterales; Asteraceae.
GAUGAAGAGAAAAGUUAAGAGUUUUAUAUAUGUACGAAUGGUCUAAAAAUUACGUGGACGUUCUGCGGUGGUCUAGAACUUGAAGGUGGGUUGUAUUACAGGCAUGGUCUCAUACUGUUCAAAAGCCAUGGAAACGAAAGUUGAAAAAACCCAAUAAUAUCCAAAGAAUAUUCCCCGUAAUCUCUGGUUUAUCGUGGAUAAUACCUUUAAAUUCAUCCUCCCUAACUCUUCCCAAUCCCCCCCCUAACAAUGCCUCUCAAAGCCGUUCAUGUCAAAAAUGUUCCUAAUCUCGAUCAAGUUUCAGAUGAUCUUAAUUCUCCUACAUUCAACACUUACCCUCAUCUCGUUCGGCCGGCGGAGGACUUCAUGGUGAUCGGACAUAGGGGAACCGGAAUGAAUUUAUUGCAAUCAUCCGACCCCAGAAUGAAAUCCAUCAAAGAAAAUUCGAUUCUCGCAUUUAAUGCCGCCGGAAAAUUCAAUCUGGAUUUCAUCGAAUUCGAUGUUCAGGUGACCAAAGAUGAUUAUCCAAUCAUUUUCCAUGACAACUUCAUCUUCACCGAAGACAAGGGUGUUAUAAUUGAGAAAAGAGUGACAGAUUUGAAUUUGGAUGAAUUCCUUUCGUAUGGACCUCAAAGGGAGCCUAAUAAAGUGGGUAAACCUUUGUUUAGGAAAACAAAAGAUGGGAGGAUUUUCGAGUGGAAAGUUGAGAACGAUGAUCAUCUAUGCACAUUGGAAGAGGUAUUUCAGAAAGUAAAUCAUUCAAUGGGAUUCAAUAUUGAGUUCAAGUUUGAUGAUAAUGUUGUGUACAAAGAAGAUGAUUUGGUUCAUGCCAUAGAAGUUGUUCUUCGUGUCGUAUUCAAGUACGCUAAAGAAAGAUCCAUAUUUUUUUCAAGCUUUCAGCCUGAUGCCACUCUUUUGAUCCGAAAACUUCAAAACACCUAUCCUGUUUUCUUUCUCACAAAUGGAGGGUCCGAAACAUAUACGGACACCCGGAGGAAUUCUUUAGAUGAAGCAAUGAACUUGUGCUUAGCUGGCGGCUUAAACGGAAUUGUGUCUGAAGUAAGAGCGAUUCUAAGAAAUCCAGGAGUAAUUAGAAGAAUUAAAGACUCUAAUCUCUCACUCAUAAGCUAUGGCCAGUUAAAUAACAUGCGAGAGGUGGUCUACCCACAACUUUUAAUGGGCGUUGAUGGGGUGAUUGUGGAUUUGGUUGAAGAGAUCACAGAAGCAGUUGCAGAUUUUGGUGAAACAAUUGAAAAAGAGAAAGUAGGUGAAGAGGAAGAGGAAGAAGGUGAUGAGAUCAAGUGUUCACAGUGUCAACUUUCGAAUCUUAUGAAGGUCAUACCAGGUAAUAUAGGAAAAGGGGCCUGCACUUUAGGUUGUAUGGGGGGCAUCCAAUUGAAAGAUGGUUGUAGCUAA